CCAUUAGCGCCCAUGGUCCUUUUUUUAGGACCAGCAACAUUUUUACCUAUUAUGAAAAUAAACCUUAUCCCCUAAUCAUUUUAUUUUUUCGUACUGAUAAAAUUACUUAUCCUCUCCCUUACAGGCAUGUAAAUAAUUUAUACUUGCAAUCCCUUUUCUUGGAAUAUAAACAAAAAGGACAACAUCUUGGCGGUCAUGGACCGUUCACCAGGGUUUUGUGUGAAAUCCUUUUACUCACUCAGAGGAGCAAUACAACAUAUUGAGGAACAGCCAGUACCAGAUGAAGUGGAAAGCAUUGAGAUUACUCAGGUGCCUCCAGACGUUGAUGGGCUUACAGAUGAAGAAGAUUUAGAUGAUGAAGUCAUAGAUGAUGAUUGUAGAGAUCCCUCGUUGUUACCACCAGAGGUGAGUGGUAAUGUGGAACUACAUCAGUACCCUGAAGGAGAUGAUGUGGAAGACUCACCGCCUAAGAAGAAGACUAAGGUCUCACAAACAGAAAGGGUUGUAUGGAGGAAAGAAAAUCCGACCUACAAUAUAGAAAAUGCCACCAAUGGAGCAGAACAUAAAAGAGAAGAAAUGAAAGAGAAACUUAGAGGGAAAAGUAAUGUAGAAUUGUUUGAACAAUUCUUUACUGAAGAACUUUUGGAAAUGAUUGCCACUCAGUCAAAGUUAUAUGCUUCUCAAAAUAAUGUGCAUGAAUAUAUCAUCACUCCUGACUGCUUACGGGUGUUUUUAGGCAUAUUGCUAUUUACUGGAUACCAUAGGCUACCAAGUGAGCGUCAGUAUUGGAGUUGUGAUGAAGAUCUGGACACAACUAUCAUAAGGAAUGCCAUGCCGAGGAACAGGUACACAGAAAUCAAGAAAUAUCUACAUUUUGUUGAUAAUGAAAAGGCCUCCCAAAACAAGGACGACAAAGCUUUCAAACUAAGACCAAUAUAUGAUUAUCUGAAUGAGAAGUUCAAAUCAUUUGGUAUAUUUUCCAGAGAACUGUCAAUUGAUGAACAGAUUGUGAGGUAUUAUGGAAAGAAUGGCCUGAAACAGUUCAUGAGAGGAAAGCCAAUCCGCUUUGGAUUCAAGCAGUGGAUUAUGUGUUGUGGAAGAACAGGAUACUGCUAUCAAAUGGAUCUCUACCAAGGAAAGAGAAGAAAGAAACUGGAAGCAUGUUCAAAGACACCCUUGGGGGAAAAGUAG
This is a messenger RNA of Eriocheir sinensis (Chinese mitten crab), 1191 nucleotides long. Its product is annotated as piggyBac transposable element-derived protein 3-like. Bases 196 to 1191 code for a protein of 331 amino acids. Gene Ontology annotation, molecular function: sequence-specific DNA binding. NCBI's taxonomy places the organism in Eukaryota, Metazoa, Arthropoda, Malacostraca, Decapoda, Varunidae. The record is from RefSeq and is a predicted model, not a curated record. The transcript has 2 exons.